Messenger RNA from Lates calcarifer (barramundi perch), 712 nucleotides. RefSeq names its product defender against cell death 1 (gene dad1). The coding region runs from base 105 to 446 and encodes 113 amino acids. Gene Ontology annotation, biological process: protein N-linked glycosylation. Gene Ontology annotation, cellular component: membrane; oligosaccharyltransferase complex. Lineage: Eukaryota; Metazoa; Chordata; Actinopteri; Centropomidae. The record is from RefSeq and is a predicted model, not a curated record. The transcript is spliced from 3 exons.
GGCCGCUUCCGGUCGACGAGGACACGUCACUCAUUCGACUGAGGAAGAGGAUUUGUGCAAGCCUCGCUCAUUGACAUAUUUUGUAUAAACCAGACGGUAAAACCAUGUCGAAUUCAGUCAUAUCGGUGAUCUCCCGGUUUCUAGAGGAGUACACCUCCACGACGCCCAACAAGCUGAAAGUGGUGGAUGCAUAUUUGCUGUACAUCUUGUUGACAGGAGCGCUGCAGUUCCUUUACUGUCUGCUCGUCGGCACCUUCCCCUUCAAUAGCUUUUUGUCGGGCUUCAUCUCAUGUGUGGGCUCUUUCAUCCUCGCGGUGUGUCUUCGUAUCCAGAUCAACCCACAGAACAAGGGAGACUUCCUGUCUAUCUCUCCAGAGAGAGCCUUCGCUGACUUCCUGUUUGCUCACACUGUCCUCCAUCUGGUUGUGAUGAACUUCAUUGGUUGAAACAGAUUCAGAUCCAACAGACAGUGCCCAACCUCUCAGAAGAUCACAACAAGAGAAGUUAUCAAAACUCCCCCUCAAGACAUGAUGCUGUAUCUGCUUUGGUGCCACCUUCAACACUGAAUUGAUUGCAUCUUGUCACAUGUGAUGCAGUACAGUUUUCUUACUGAUAAAAUGGUUAAUUUCUUCUCUUUUUUUUAAUGUAAAAAAUUUGUAAAGCAUUCCCUUUUUGCACUGAGACAAAGAAAUAAAACCAACUGAAAUGGUGA